CGAUAUAUACACACUGCGGAAUCCGCGGUAUCUUCCAUUUGUUCCAUUGGCUUUAUAUACUGUACACUGCAUAACGAUGGCUGACUUGGAUGGAGAUGAAUCGAGCAUGCCUUCGAUGGAUGCUGUUGGUUCAUCAGGUCGUUCUUUUAAUUGUGGACGCUGGGCUUCCACCUUGGACACACUGGCUUCCGGUUCUCCUACUGCGCAGUUGAUUGCUCUUGAUGAGUUGUAUAACUUUCUAAGUUUCUCUACAGAUGAAAAUAUCUUAGGUUUCCCCGCUUGGCCUUAUAUAAAGGUUCUUACUCACAUGAUUGGAUCACCUCAUGUGAAGUAUUCCAUGGCUAAUGGUGACAUUCGUGAGGAUGUCAUCACCAACUCCAUACGUCAUAUGUAUGGAUCAACUCCAUUUCAGAAGUUAUUGAAUGCUAUUUGCCAUAGUAGCAACUCAGAUACCCCCGUUUCACGUUCAGAAAGUGACCGUGAUGAAGUGGAUUCACCGGACAUUGGUCCAUCUUGUUCCAAUGAGGAAGCUCAACCAUCUGCUGAGCCUGUCAGUUCCGAUCCAGUGGAUGACAUGGUUUCUAGUGACAUCACACUGAACAUGUCUGUAACGGCUGCUACGUGUUUGAAUUCAAUUUUGGAUGUUAUGCCACGUUCUGCUAAUUUCUUCAUAUCGCACAGCACCGAGUUAAUGAUACUACAGCGUGGUUUAGAGGAAAUUGAGUAUAUAGACUUGGCAGAGCGUAUCUUGUCUAUAUAUGACAAGCUUGUUAAGGAGAUUCCUGUAACUGUUGUGAAGAGUGGUUCGUUGAUAUCGAUGUUACGUUAUUUGGAGUUUUUUGCUUUGGACGUUCAGAUAGGCACCCUGGGCUCUGUUGCAACGGCAAUUAGGCGUGUAGAGCGUGGUGAGAGUGUUAGGAAUUACAUUAUACCAUUAUUUCCCUAUUUAUCACAAGCUCUUAACAGUGGUUGUAAGAAGAUUGUCCAACUUGCUUGUGGUAUUUGGAAAACUGCUAUUAGCACUAGUGUUCGUGCAUCUUACAAGAGCGACUCUCACUCAUCUGAGAUUAUGGCUAGUUUGGUCUAUGCCGUGGCAGAAUCUUCUGCCAUGCUUCGUAUGUGUGAAUUAAUGUUUGAUGAAGGCACCUUGAGCCGUGACAAUAUAAACCAGUGUUUAUACUGUUUAUCUAUUAUUUGCAACGAUUCCAACGAGAUGUUGACAAGGAUUCUUGGCACUAACGUCCUUGACAAUGUCCAGCGCUUGUUACAGCACAGUGGUGAAUCGGUGCUAUUACGUCUAGUCGACUUUGGUCUUGGUAUGUUUGGCAGUUACCACACUAUCGACUCCUUGGUUAGUGACUGUGACCGGUUAUAUCAGCGAUUCGAGUACUUUUCAGAACGACCCGAUGGUUUGUUGCGUAUAAUUGAUGCCUUUACUGUAUCAACUUUGAUGCGUAUUUUCGACGGCACCAUAUCUCAGUACUUCCGGAAACGCAUAUUGCUUUUAGUGGUUCGUUUACUUGAGUUUGGUGGCGGUAUCGAGUCUUGUCGUAAUGUUCUGGUGCCUCGGAUACCACUAUCAAGUAUAGUCGAAGCUGUAUGUUACACUUUGCGCUACAAUGGUCGUGAUCAAUCUACUGAAGUUGCUGUUCACGUCAUCACCUGUUUAUUAGGCUUGGUAGAUCGCGAAUCCAUCGGUGCUAUGUUAACUCGAUAUGGCUUGAGCGAGAUAUUAGUCCCCUUUAAAAGGUCAACCCUCAAGAAAGAGGUUGAGUGCAUAUUGGAAUCACUACCGGAGCCAGGUCCUUUAUUAACUAUCAAUUCAGGUUUUGACUUGGUCGACCACGUGAAGAGCCACACCUCGGGUAUAACAUACCACGAGCUUGUAAAUGGUGGUGUUCUUGGUAUGGAUAUUAGUUCGCUUUUUGCCAAGGACUCGUUACCUCGUUUGGUGCGAUCCAUUAUAUACUGUCGUAGUCCAUCUGGUGACUACACUUCGGAUAUAGACCUCCGUGGUAUAAAAUCUCUAUGGUGUGCUUUCAUGUCGAUUUUGGAAUCUCAGCCUGAGUUUCGUUUUGGUAUGGAAUCCGAAGAAUCCUGUGACAGUGACUCUUCGUAUGACUUUAGUAUAACCCAGCGUGGUUUACCUACUGACGAGCUCAUAUCAUCUGGGCAGGUUACGAAUCUAUCGGAUCGAGGCGUUGACAUCCCACUAUCUAUUGAUUCAGACUGUAUUACAGAUUCUGUUGUAGACGACAUUUUCGAACAGCCUGUAGUGCCGUUACCAACCCAGGAUCCCACCCCCGAAGAGAAUACAGCAGAUCGUAUGGACGCUGAGUCUGUUAACAACGACACCACUAUGAACCCAUUGGAAGAGGCUUCUGGUGACCAUGCCGAAUUAUCAGAUAACACGAGUUCUAAGCAACCGGAAACAUCGGUACUGUCUUUGAAACCUAGGUGGCGUCGUAUUGGCGAGCCUCGACCCAGGAUAACCUUUGACAAGAUAAGCAAGUUACGUCAACGUGGUGCAUUUGGCUUUGGAAAUCGGUUCAUCCAUGAUGACAGUUUACCUUUUCCGUUUAACCACCUGCAGCAUGAAUUGAAGCUCAAAUUGCGUGGCAUGGAUUCCGAUGAAAGUAAUUUACCAUCAUUUACGAUAUAUAUACCUCCACUGGUAUCCGUGGCUAAGGUUGAGGCCUAUGUAUUGGACUAUUUGAGCCAGGGUCCAACAGACAGCUCAACUGAGGGUGGACUAACCCAUAAGCGUCGUGUUCGUGCCAUGGACGGUAGCUUCAAUGACGGUCCCACGAAGGGCGUCCAGCUAUACUACAAAGACGUUCCACUUGCUUCUACAGUAUCACUCUAUCGUGCUCUUCUUAUGUUAGGCACUGAUGACGGCAUCAACAUUUGGCAUGGCUCCCAUCAACUUCAGUAUAGCAUUCUUGGCAAUAUCAAGUGCCCGUUGUUGCACAAUUUGAAAUCCGGUCGUUGCAGUCCUUUGAUGUCCGAGAUAUGUGAUGACAGGAACGGGCCACUUGCUCUAUUCCUUGGUGUUUCUACUUACAUCAAGGGUUUGGAUGCCUCUACUGCCAAUUCGAUGUUAAAUAGUGUAUUCCACCGUAUGGAGGAUAUGGUACCAUUGGAUGAUCAGAAGAUGCGUUCUAUUUUCGAUGACAUCCUUAGCAGUGCAUCGGAUGGUACCGCUUCUGAUCACCAAAGAGACUCUAUGGCCACUAACCCUUGUGUGGAUAACUUAUGCCACACUAUAUCGCAGCGUCUGGCUGACAUUGACGCUUUAAUUGGUUCUACGCACACCGAGGAUGUUUUGGUAACUGCUAAUUUCGACAGUAAUAAGCCAUACGACUUUAAUGAGUGCUCCCUGAAUCAGUUGCGGAUGCUGGUGGUAUUACACAGUUUAUAUACCGAAUUGAAUGGAAUCAGUUCCCUGGAAGUCAUAUUACCUUAUUCCAAGAGGUUGACGCUUAAAUUACUGGAUAUCCUUGGUACUAUAGACAAGUCACUAUGCUACCAAAUACCUACCUGGUUAAUCCACAUGGUCAUGAUAUGCCCAAGUCUAUUUUCUUUUGAAUCCCGUCGCUUACUAUUCGAUAUACUUGGUACUGGUCCACAUCGUUUUAUUACUCAAUUCCAUGGUCGUUUAUGUACCAUUGUUCAAUCUGGUAAUGACUCAUGUAAUGACAGUGACAGUUACUCCACUGACGCUUUGGAUGAAAUCCUACGCCAGAAAUUAUCAAGUCUCAAUCGUGCUAAAUUAGAAUCACUCCAAGAGGUUGAGCCAUAUUUGCGUGUUCCCAAAUUGAAGGCUACAUGCUCUCGUGCUGAUAUAGUUCGUGACGCUAUAUUGAUUGUCGAUCAGUUUGUCCGCACUACUAUGGAGAGUAGUGCCUUACCUCGCAUGGAGAUUGAGUUUGAGAAUGAAGUCGGUGUCGGCACUGGCCCAACUCAGGAGUUUUACUCGAUGGUAAUCGAAUCGAUACUGCGCAAGGAGUGUAUGGGCUCGAAUCUCUUGGAGGAACUCAAUGGCUUCGUUUAUCCAUGUGCUAUAUCUCCCAGUGUUAUUGACCUCGACAAAUUUACAUUCGACAUGUUUAGGCGUGCUUCCAAGGGUACAUCAAGCUAUAACUCAGCGGGACAAAGUGCCAUUAUAACUGCAUCAUGCCAGAAGGACACCUUUACAAUUCGUGUUUUCCGUACAUUCAAGUUACUGGGACAACUAGUGGCCUUGGCUUUAAUCGAUCACAAGCUACUAGAUUUGCGAUUGAAUCCCUUAUUUUGGCAUUUAUGUCAGCAUCCAUCUAUGGUUAAUAACUGUUCCUUAUCCGUGUUAUCAUCUGUUGAUCCUACGUUAGCUCGUUCCUUGGGGAAUCUAUUGGUAGCGGACGAUAUAGAUUCUGCUGGUCUGGUGUUUACGUAUGGUAACAUACCCUUGGUACCGGGCGGUGAAUCCAUGAAGGUAACUUCCUCCAAUCUGCAUGAGUACGUCAGGGCUGUUAUACGUAUGCGGUUAUAUGAUGGUAUCAGGUUACCCAUUUGGGCAUUCCGUAUGGGUUUUGCUACUAUAGUCCCACUAAGCUGUUUAUCACUAUUCACACCACUGGAGCUAUCCAGUCAGAUGUUUAGUGUGGUUGAUCAGGAUUGUUUUUGGACUGUGGAUCAUCUUGAGAUGUAUCUAAUCCCAGAUCAUGGCUAUGACGUAUCGUCGAGUGCCUAUAGGUAUUUGCUAACUGUGUUAUCUAACUUCACUUCUGCUGAGCGUGCAGGAUUCCUUCGUUUUUGUACUGGAGUUUCAGUUUUACCAAAGCAGGGUUUUGCUGGUUUAAGGCCCAUAAUGCGUGUUGUUAAGAAGGGCGACAAUGUUGACGAGCUGCCUAGUGUGAUGACAUGCUCUAAUUAUUUGAAGCUUCCGGACUACAAGUCCUGCGAUCAUCUUCGUGAGAAGCUGCUUCAGGCUAUAUCUGAGGGCCAAGGUUCAUUUCACCUUUCUUAAU
Molecule: messenger RNA, 5009 nt
Organism: Babesia bovis T2Bo
Lineage: Eukaryota; Apicomplexa; Aconoidasida; Piroplasmida; Babesiidae
Product: HECT-domain (ubiquitin-transferase) family protein
Exons: 2
Coding region: 77-5008 (1643 amino acids)
Biological process (GO): protein polyubiquitination; proteasome-mediated ubiquitin-dependent protein catabolic process
Molecular function (GO): ubiquitin protein ligase activity
Source: RefSeq, a predicted model, not a curated record